Messenger RNA from Symbiodinium pilosum, 1458 nucleotides. The record is from the annotation of a GenBank genome assembly. NCBI's taxonomy places the organism in Eukaryota, Dinophyceae, Suessiales, Symbiodiniaceae.
AUGUCGCAGCACGCCAGCUUCGACGUGGUGAUUAUCGGCUCCGGCUUCACGGGGCUCGGUGUGGCCGCGGUCUUCAACAAGAAGGAUCCCAGCCUGCGGAUCGUCCUGGUAGCCAGGGAGGAGAGGCCCGGAGGCAUCUGGACCGAAGCCGCCAACACCGUGAAGCUCCACCAGCAGACCUACUUCUACGCCCUGCCGAACAUCCAGCAUGACGAUGCGGAGUGCCACAAGAGCUCGGUGCAUCAGGCUAUGAGCUACCAGGUCAGGACCUACGCCGAGAAAGUGGCCCGCACCCUGGGCUGUGCCCUGCUCACGGGCGAGGUCGUGGGGGUGGCCCUGGAUGGGAAACAGCGGGUGGUCCAGUACCGGGCCGGGGGCGACGUGAAGGAAGUCCGCGGUGACCAUGUCAUCCAAGCCACAGGUUUCGACAACUACUCAGGUGUUCCGCGCCUGCUGGGGGUUCCUCACGAGGUGCACUCCAGUGCCCUCAAGAAGGUCACCGGAAGCCUGCGAGGGAAGCGUUGUCUUGUGAUCGGCAGCGGGAAGUCCACGAUCGAUGCCGCCAAGUUCCUGAUCCAGGAAGGCAACAAGGUAAGAUUCAUCUAUCGAAGUGCCUGUGCCUACGUCCGAUGGGGUUUCAACAGCCCUCUGAGUGACAUCCUGCAGUGGUUCCACCCCUUCAUCCACUUCACGAUGCUGGAUGAGAGCGUGACACCGGAAGACUGGAAGUAUGACUACUCACAGGACCUGGACUCUUUGGAUUGGUACGUUGUGGGAGAUCCGAGGACGUGCCAGCAGGUACGCGAAAAGACUCGCGGAGGUAUCAUUCCACUCCGUGACUUUCUCCUAAUGAACCUCCUUCUGCAUGGAUAUGGCAUUUGUGGUGAUGCCAGCCAGAUGCAGUUCCGCAAGGAAGCCGAUGAUACCGUCAGCUGCAGUGCUUUUCCCGGCGAGAAGUUCGAUCAGGUUGUGUCCUGCACGGGCUAUAGCGGUUCCAAGAGUCUUUUUCCGCACUGCCUCAGUGCCGUGACUCCCAUUACUGACCUGCACGUGCACAAUGCGUGGAUGACAGGACACCUGCUGUACCACAUCAUGAACGACCCGGAGAAGGUGGCGAGCUGGAACGCCCUCGCCAGCCACAAGCACCCCUUUCCCUGGCACGGCCACUAUGCCAAGGUGCGCCAGUGGUGCGCUCAGCACGUCGACAAAGUCAUCACAGGCGCCAAGGAGGAGAUCGACGUCGCGAUGCGGAAGGCCUCCCAGCUGCCGCCCAACGCCCUGAGCCCCGGAAGCCACCGGCUCCUCGCCGUCAAAGCCCUGACGCAGCUCGAGCAGCUCUUGGUCUCCUCCUGCAAGCUCUGCAUCAGGGCGAUGUGGUACUUGGCCCCGCGGCCCCUGAGCCGUGGCCUCCUGGCUCUGUGCUGGGGUCACCGCGACCGUGCGCGAAGCACCUGCUAA